Molecule: messenger RNA, 1341 nt
Organism: Penicillium cosmopolitanum
Lineage: Eukaryota; Fungi; Ascomycota; Eurotiomycetes; Eurotiales; Aspergillaceae
Product: putative C2H2 finger domain protein
Exons: 2
Coding region: 1-1341 (446 amino acids)
Biological process (GO): regulation of transcription by RNA polymerase II
Cellular component (GO): nucleus
Molecular function (GO): DNA-binding transcription factor activity, RNA polymerase II-specific; RNA polymerase II transcription regulatory region sequence-specific DNA binding
Source: RefSeq, a predicted model, not a curated record
AUGGGGUCGGCUCUGGACUUAUCGGCUGCCCAUUCGUUAACAUUAAAUACUCGUCGUCCCGCGGCUCCCACACUCCCCAGCUUUGAGUUGCCUCCGCCACCAUUUACCCUGGCGGCCACCACCAACGCCAACGCCAACGCCCAUAACGCCCAUUACUCCACCAAUAUUCACCAGAAUCAACCCGCAGGGAAGUGGUCCUCGAUACCCUCCAAUCUGCAUCAUAAUCAACACAAUCUACCCCCGGCUUCGCAUCCUCCCGCCAAUGUGAGUGUGGGCAACCUGCUGACACCCCCGGCCACAAACCAGUCUGGCGAGACCGCCGUGUCCCACUCACUUGCCCCAGUCUCGUCGUCCGAUCUGCCGCCGACCUAUUGGCCCAGCACGCCAUACGGUGCUCAAGGGACGGGCACGGCGGGUGCAGGAGGGGCCAGUGCCGUCUCGUGGUCUGGGAUCAACCCGGCCUACUCACAACGCAACUCCUACUCGCCGUCUGGGAUGGUGGGUCGUUCGGCCAUCGCGAUGGCUCCCGUUUCCGCGGAUGGGCUGUCGCAGCCAUUCGAGACACCCUCGUUGACUUUCCCACAGGCUUUGCCCGCUCCCCCGUCUUCCAUGGCUCUCUAUCAAGGUCACGGCCACGGCCACGGCCACGGCCACGCGACCUCGCCCGCCCCGUUGCCAUCCAACGACCCCUAUGGCACCCCGAAAGGACCUCCCAUGUACGGUACAUCACCCCAUAUGCCCAGUCCGCAUCAAACUGGCUUCUCCCCGAUGUAUGGCGGCCCCCACGCCAUGAGCCCCGCCGGUUUGGGCAUUCAUCCACAGGCGCGCAUGUCUGCGCAAAGUCCUGGCGGCCAACCACCCCUCGCCUAUCCGCGCCAACCGUGGCCGUCGUACUCGCUCCCCGCCAUGAAUGGUCCCGUCAUGACCAAUGUCCAUAGUCCCAACAGCCCCAUGUCGAUGAUGGGCGGCAUGCAACCUGGGUUGCUGCCGGGUUUCAACAGCGGACAUGUCGCCAGUGCGCAGCAUCUCUAUGGGGGUCAUCCGCCACCUCAUGGCAUGCCCGCCCCCGCGGCCGAUCGUCCAUUCAAAUGCGACCAAUGCCCUCAGAGCUUCAAUCGAAACCAUGAUCUCAAGCGGCAUAAGCGAAUUCAUCUGGCCGUCAAGCCUUUCCCAUGCUCGCACUGCGAUAAGAGUUUCUCCAGAAAGGAUGCCCUCAAGAGGCACAUUCUAGUCAAGGGCUGCGGCAAGGACGGCGACUCAGAUUCGACCAACCACAACCCCGAUCUCAAAGGAGAAGGUCACAGCGAAGACGGCAGUCCCAUCCUCAACGGGCGGGUCUAG